Molecule: messenger RNA, 1347 nt
Organism: Brassicogethes aeneus
Lineage: Eukaryota; Metazoa; Arthropoda; Insecta; Coleoptera; Nitidulidae
Source: the annotation of a GenBank genome assembly
AUGGCAAGUCCAAGAACUCGUCGUGUUUUACAAGAACUAAAACCCCAUAAUGAAAAUGAUAAAUGUUUCGAGUGUGGCACUCAUAACCCCCAGUGGGUAUCAGUAACAUAUGGAAUAUGGAUUUGCCUGGAAUGCUCAGGAAAACAUCGAGGAUUAGGAGUUCACUUAUCCUUUGUACGUUCAGUGACUAUGGACAAAUGGAAAGACAUUGAACUUGAAAAAAUGAAAGUCGGAGGUAACAGAAAUGCAAGAGUAUUUUUCGAAGCCCAACAAGAUUGGGAAGAUAAUAUGACCAUUCAGCAAAAAUACAACAGUAAAGCUGCCGCGCUGUAUAGAGAUAAGAUUUCAACUAUUGCUCAGGGUAAAUCUUGGGAUGAAAAGAAAAGUCCUGCACAAAAUUAUACAGGGAGUUUGAUAGGCCAAUCUAGUUAUAAUUCAAGUAGUAAUAAUUAUUCCAACACUUCCAAUUCCAACAACAGUUCUUAUCAGCAAUCCUAUAACCAAACUGACAGUUAUCAAGGAGGGUAUCAGAACUACAAUUCUGCUGAGUUUAAGGACCAAAAAGAAGCCUUUUUUGCUAAAAGACAAAUGGAAAAUUCAUCUAGAAGAGAUGAUUUGCCUCCAAGCCAAGGUGGAAAGUACAGCGGUUUUGGGUAUACUAAAGAGGCCCCACCAAGAAGUCAAUCUCAAGAGUUUGUUGACACUGCAAUGUCUUCUUUAGCUAAUGGUUGGUCUUUUUUAUCAUCAUCUGCCACAAAAAUUGCCAGUAAAGCAACAGAAAAUGCAGUAAAAUAUGGAGGACUUGCCAGUCAGAAGGUAGUUGAUAUUAGCUCGCAUGUAGGGGACAAGGUAAAGGAGGGUUGUUUAUUAGAAGAUGUUGGUUGUCAAGUUACUAGUUUAGCAAACAAGUUAGGUGAAAUGGGCAAAAAAGGUUGGAAAGAAGUAAGUGGCAUAAAUGAUGGCGGCGAUUUUAGUCCUUCUGGAUAUGGACAAGUUGGUGGUGAAAAUUACCAAUCUCCAGGUGAAAGAUCUUCAUUGGUAAGCAGUAAUGGAUUCCAGCGUGAAGAAGAUUGGAGUAAUAGCAGCCAGCAGGGCUCCAAGGCUUCAAGUCCAAAAUCUCCAAACCAAAAUUGGGAUGGAAGUUGGGGCUACCAAAAUGAAGCUCAGGGAUAUCAGACAGAUAGCAGAGAAUUUACGAAUAGCAACCCGACGAGUCCUGAGGAAAGUCAUAGAUCCAGUAAAAAGGAGAAAAAACGUGGAGAGUCAAAGGAGAAGGAACAAAAACCCAAAGCAGCUUGGGACAAUAAGUGGGGAGAUGAUGAACUAUGGGAAAGCCUAAAUAAGUAG